AUGAACAAGCAGCUAUCAAUCUUUACACAACAAACGCCAAUUUAUCGAUUACUGAAUGAGGCUUUACGAAAAGUAGAUAGACGCUCUUUGAGUCUCUGGUACGGAUAUGUGAAACUGUUUUUAGCUGCACUUUAUAAAUUACCUCCAUAUCGAGGUACAGUAUGGUGUGGUAUACCGCACGAUCUAAGCACGAAAUACCGUAAAGAUGAUGAACGCAUAUGGUGGUCAUUUGGAUCGCGCAUAUCAUCAUUGGAUAUUCUUACAUCACCUAACUUUUUGGGUGCUUCUGGAGUUCGCACACUAUUCAAUAUUGGAGUGUUUGAUGGUCGGAGGAUAAGCGAAUUUUCUGAAUUCAAUGCAGAAGAUGAGAUUUUACUUUUACCCGGUACCUAUGUUCGUGUCGUUAGCGAAAUGAAGCAGUCGGGUGGUCUUCACAUCAUCCAUUUAAAACAAAUAGAACCCCCAUAUUUCUUGCUGGGAUCACCAGAAAAAGUAGAUCGCAAGUCACCACACGUGUCACAGUAUCAUAAAUAA
This is a messenger RNA of Rotaria socialis, 534 nucleotides long. The record is from the annotation of a GenBank genome assembly. NCBI's taxonomy places the organism in Eukaryota, Metazoa, Rotifera, Eurotatoria, Philodinida, Philodinidae.